Aspergillus sclerotioniger CBS 115572 is the source of this 1214-nucleotide messenger RNA. Its product is annotated as porphobilinogen deaminase. Gene Ontology annotation, molecular function: hydroxymethylbilane synthase activity. Gene Ontology annotation, biological process: heme biosynthetic process. Lineage: Eukaryota; Fungi; Ascomycota; Eurotiomycetes; Eurotiales; Aspergillaceae. Gene Ontology annotation, cellular component: cytoplasm. Bases 75 to 1091 code for a protein of 338 amino acids. The record is from RefSeq and is a predicted model, not a curated record. The transcript has 2 exons.
CUUUCACUGGACUUUCACUACUACUUCUCAACCUCCAACCAUCCAAUUCCCACCCAUCUACACCUAUAUCCAAAAUGACACCCCCCACCCAAUCCCUCCGCCUCGGCACCCGCAACUCCAAACUCGCACUCGUCCAAGCCGAGCACAUCUCCAAAGAACUAACCAAAGCGCACCCAGGCAUCCAAUUCCCCUGGAAAACCGUCGUAGUACGCGGCGACGCCGACAAAACCAGCCCGUUCCUGAAAUUCGCAGGUCCCUCGGACGCAGCCAAGAACAUCUGGACCGAGGAGAUGGAAGCGAAGCUCUGCGGCGGGGAACUGGACGUCCUCGUACAUUGCCUGAAGGACAUGCCAACACGACUACCCGAUACCUGCAGUCUAGGGGCCAUCGUGCAUCGGGAAGAUCCCACGGAUGCGUUGGUGAUGAAGGAGGGGCUGCGAUCGCAGUAUACGGAUCUGGCGGAGUUGCCGCGUGGGUCGGUGGUGGGGACGAGUUCUACGCGGAGAAAGGCACUGUUGCGGUUUCGGUAUCCGCAUUUGAGGGUUGAGGAGUGUAGAGGGAAUCUUGAUACUCGUCUUCGCAAACUAGACGACCCGGAAGGUCCCUUCUCGGCGAUUAUUCUCGCUACGGCGGGUAUGGUUCGGAUUAAUCUGCAUGAUCGGAUCACGAAACGUCUGCCGCCGGCGGAGUUCCCGUAUGCGGUUGGGCAGGGGGCCCUGGGGAUUGAGAUUCGGAAAGAUGACACGCGGACUGAGUCGAUGGUUCGUAGAAUCGAGGAUUUGCCUACCCGACGGAUUUGUUUGGCGGAGCGCUCCUUGCUGCGUACGCUGCAGGGUGGGUGCUCGUCGCCAGUCGCGGUGCAUUGUACUGUUGUGCAAUCGUCGUCUUCUUCGGCAGUGCAGUUGCGUCUCGAUGGCACGAUCAUUCAUCCCCAUGGGACUGCUCUGCUAUGUGAAUCUGCGACGUCAGAGUUCGGGACGGAUGAGGAGGCCGAGGCGUUGGGUGCGAUGGUCGCGCAGCGGUUGUUGGAUAAUGGUGGACGGGCUUUGUUGGAGGAGAUUCGGCUGUUGCAGGAGGAGCAGAGGAAGUAGAUGGUGGAUGGAGAUUGUGUAUUGUAGAUAUAAUCCCCACUCUGUAACAUGACAGAAUUUCCCAACUAGACCAAAAGAGAUACCUCUCAGGUUAGUGGAACAAUUCCAAGGUGAAAUAGUUCC